Messenger RNA from Prunus persica (peach), 1640 nucleotides. RefSeq names its product basic form of pathogenesis-related protein 1. Lineage: Eukaryota; Viridiplantae; Streptophyta; Magnoliopsida; Rosales; Rosaceae. The record is from RefSeq and is a predicted model, not a curated record. The coding region runs from base 1131 to 1616 and encodes 161 amino acids. The transcript has a single exon.
GUUGGUUUGGUUAUUUUCAUAAUGGGCGACGAAAUAGAUUGGUCGCCAAAACUGAAGAUGUGCAAUAGCUUUGACGAGAGCAGAGAUUUUGGAGCCGAUAUUUCUAUAAAAAAGAAAAAGAACAAAAAGUAACAGUUAACUAGUAGAGACACAAGUAACUCAAAAAACCAUUAAGAUUAUAAAAAAUUGAAGAAAGUUUUUUUUUUUUUUUUGGGUCACUAUAACAUUAGAAAUUGAUGUAAGUGGACAACAAAUUUAUAUCUUAUGAUAUAAUUUUUAUUUUUUUAUUUUUUAUACAAGUCAUAUUGAGGGAGGGUGGAAUCGAACUUAGGACCUCUUAACUAUUUGAGUUACAAAUUCAUUGCAUCCGAUGAUAUAAUAUUAAUAAAUAAACGCACAUUAUAACAUGAGAUUAUUGUUCAUUAGAAAAAAAAAAAAAAAGUGAAUUCAUAUAAAAAAGAAUAUGGCUAAAUUUGAAACGUGUGACACCCAAAACUAGAGUAUGGUGAUUUUCUUUAUCAGUUUUUUUAGUGAACAAAGGGGAUUAGGACCAGAAGACAGGUUUAAACAAUAGCAUAUAGACGCAUAGGAGAAAGGAGGCCAACUAAGUCAUGAGGAAAAACAAAAGAGAUAUUACUCAAGACACCCAAUAAUGCUCUACCCUGUUACUUCUUCUUUCCAUCUUAUCCAUUAGAAAAAGAAAAAGAAAAAAAAAACUAGUUGAGCUGAAAAGAAGAAAAGAAAAGAAGAACAGAAAAGAAGAACUUACUUUUUUAAGGGGAAAAAAAAAGGAAACUCACCAAAAAAUUGUCUUCCCCCCUUAUUGUGAGUAAAACUUGGUGUGGACGCAUUCCACGCCCAAAAGAUUUGACACCACAAAUUUCUAUGGAUCUCUUCUUUCUUUUCUUUAUUUGGCCCCUCCUCUAUGGCACUCUAUAGAAUCCAAAAAAAUAAUAUUCAGCCCUCCCAUUUUUAAGGGCCUAUUUUCGAAGACCCUCUUUGCGGACACAAACUUGCCUGUGUCUCUAUAAAUAUGCACAAUCCCAUGCCCCCUUUCAAUCAACAUCUAACAAUCCAACCUUCUCUACUACAAAGAAAAGACCUUAAACUUCUCAUAUCAAGAAACAAAAAUGGCGUUCAACACGAAGCUUCUUUUGGCCAUUUGCUGCGUCGCAUUGGUCUUCACUCUUGUCUCUGCAAACAUUUCUAAAGAAGAGAUCGAUGGCUUCGUCGAGGAGCACAACAAGGCUCGUAAAGAGGUCGGCAACAAACCCCUCAAGUGGAACACGACCUUGGCCCAGUAUGCCCAAGAAUAUGCGGAUAAAAGAGUUGGUGACUGCGCCAUGGAGCACUCGAUGGGGCGUUGGGGUGAGAACUUGGCCUCCGGCGACGGCAUGAGCGGCGCAGCUGCCACCAAGUAUUGGGUCACCGAGAAGGAGUUCUAUGAUGAAAAGUCCAACAAAUGCGUCAAAGACGAAUGCGGUCACUACCUUGCUGUGGUAUGGGGCAAAACCACUGAGGUUGGAUGUGGCAUUUCAAAGUGCAACAAUGGACAGAACUAUGUGGUUUGCAGCUACGAUCCCAUGUACCAGCCCGAGGACGAGCGCCCCUACUAGACAAUGUAUGUAUGCUUGCGUGCA